Messenger RNA from Capsicum annuum, 1541 nucleotides. Its product is annotated as omega-amidase, chloroplastic. Gene Ontology annotation, molecular function: omega-amidase activity. Lineage: Eukaryota; Viridiplantae; Streptophyta; Magnoliopsida; Solanales; Solanaceae. The coding region runs from base 126 to 1220 and encodes 364 amino acids. Gene Ontology annotation, biological process: L-glutamine metabolic process; oxaloacetate metabolic process. The record is from RefSeq and is a predicted model, not a curated record. The transcript is spliced from 9 exons. Gene Ontology annotation, cellular component: mitochondrion.
AUGAUUCAAAUGAUAAAUAUGUAAUUAAAAUGUGUAUUAUAAAAGCAACAUAGUACAAGUGUCACCGAACCAUUUUGCUUGAACUUUAGGUUUGAGGAGAAAAUGAAAGAGAGUGUGAAGUUGAAAUGAGAGUUGGAUCCCUCUUCUUCGUAUCUUCAUCCCUUUCUUCUUCUUCUUCUUCUUCGUUGUCAGUAAUUGGAUCCUCCAUUUGUCGGUCCAUCAUACGGCCUGCACCCUCACUCCUCCAUCGUCUUCCCUUCCACUUCAUCCCAAAUCGUACAACCCUCACUUGUUCCAUGGCUUCCUCUUUCAAGCCCGAACAAGCUAGGGUUCCUCCCUCUCUCCAAUUGCCCUCUCCUCCCAUCACUAAGUUUAAUAUUGGGCUAUGUCAACUAGCGGUGACGUCUGACAAGGAAAGGAAUAUUGUUCAUGCGCGUGCAGCAAUUGAGGAAGCUGCUGAGAAGGGAGCUAAGCUUGUUGUUUUGCCUGAAAUAUGGAAUAGUCCAUAUUCAAAUGAUAGCUUCCCAAUUUAUGCUGAAGACAUUGAUGCUGGUUCUGAUGCAUCUCCGUCCACUGCCAUGCUCUCUGAAGUAGCUCAACUUCUGAAGAUUACAAUAGUGGGAGGAUCUAUACCUGAACGCAGUGGGGACAAGUUGUAUAACACUUGCUGCGUUUUUGAUGCUGAUGGAAAGUUGAAAGCUAAGCACAGAAAGAUACAUCUUUUUGACAUUGAUAUUCCUGGUAAAAUAACCUUUAAGGAAUCACAGACGCUUACAGCAGGAGAGACACCAACAGUUGUGGAUACAGAGGUUGGCCGAAUUGGUAUAGGGAUCUGCUAUGACAUUCGUUUUCAGGAAUUGGCCAUGUUAUAUGCCGCAAGAGGUGCUCACCUGAUUUGCUAUCCUGGGGCAUUCAACAUGACUACUGGACCACUGCACUGGGAGUUACUGCAAAGGGCAAGGGCAGUUGAUAAUCAGCUAUAUGUUGCAACAUGUGCACCUGCUCGAGAUGUUGGUGGUGGAUAUGUGGCCUGGGGUCAUUCCACACUAGUUGGACCAUUUGGAGAAGUGCUGGCUACAACUGAACAUGGCGAGGCAAUAGUCAUCUCAGAGAUUGACUAUUCACAAAUUGAGCAGAGGAGGACAAACCUUCCAUUAGAGAAGCAAAGACGAGGUGAUCUUUACCAGUUGGUAGAUGUGCAGAGGUCGAGUUCUCAGUAAGGCUAGUUAUGUGAAGUAAGGAGUCUAAUGUUAGUACAGAGGUGGAGUUCUCUGCACUAAAGGUUUAUUCAACAGAAACUGGGAUCAAAUCUAGAAAAUAAGAGGAUUGUCAAUUCUUUGACAUUGGUUGAUGUUUAGCAUUCUAUUCUAUCAAUCCUUAAUUUAAUCCUCAAGGUUGGGUUUCCAAAUUCUCUUAACAUUAUCUUGUGCAGAAGUUGGAUGUAAUGCCUUUUACGAGAAUGACACUAUGUUCAAUAUGGAAUACUGCUGCAACUGUUCAUGUAUUAUCUAUUACAUUGGUGAUUGUCCUGUUUUCGGUCA